Gadus macrocephalus (Pacific cod) is the source of this 916-nucleotide messenger RNA. Its product is annotated as calcium and integrin-binding protein 1-like. The transcript has 7 exons. NCBI's taxonomy places the organism in Eukaryota, Metazoa, Chordata, Actinopteri, Gadiformes, Gadidae. Gene Ontology annotation, molecular function: calcium ion binding. The record is from RefSeq and is a predicted model, not a curated record. The coding region runs from base 121 to 687 and encodes 188 amino acids.
AGAGAGAGAGAGAGAGAGGGUCAGCGGCCAGCGGCCAGCAUUACUCAGAGAAGGUGAUCCAGCUGUCGGUGGUACAAGUUGAUUACAGACAGAUCGCCUUCUGCGAUCACAUCCACCAACAUGGGAGCCACAGCCAGCCACCUCGGGAAGGAUCUGCUGUCGGAGUACCAAGAGUUGACGUUUCUGACCAAGCAGGAGAUUCUUCUUGCCCACAAGCGGUUCACUGAACUGCUGUCCAGAGAGGAUAAAAACCUUCCAGACCCCAGGGCUCCGACAGAGGCCAUCCUCACGCUGCCCGAGCUCAAGUCCAACCCUUUCCGAGAGAGGAUUGUCCGUGUGUUCUCGACGUCGGAGUCAAGGGACGGUCUGACCUUUGAGGACUUCCUGGACCUUCUGAGUGCCUUCAGCGACUCGGCCACCCUGGAGAUCAAGUCCCACUACGCCUUCCGGAUCUUUGAUUUUGACGAUGACGGCACUCUGGACGAAAACGACCUGGAGAAGCUGGUGAACUGCCUCACCGGGGAGACAGACGACACCCGGCUCACCCCGGACGAGAUGAAGCAGCUCAUUAGCAAUAUCCUGGAGGAGUCUGACAUCGACAAGGACGGCACGGUGAACCUCUCCGAGUUCCAGCAUGUUAUUUCCAGAUCGCCAGAUUUUGUCAGUUCUUUCAAGAUUGUGCUGUGAAGAUGUGAAAGAGCUUUGGAAACAGAUCUACUGUGUGAUUCUAAUUCUAUACUUGCUCCUUUUCGAUAAUGUUAGGCAGUUUUUAAACAUGCAAAUACUUAAUUUAUUUUUCUGUGAUUUUUUUACUGUACAAUGUUGUGCAAUGCAAAGAUCUUUUUUAUCGUACUAUUUUUAACCGUUACUGAUCAAACUAAUAAUAAACUUGUGUAUUAAAGUUCCCUCAACAAUG